AGAGUAAAGAGUAGAGUGUGUUUUCUUUGUGGGUUUUGUUUGUUUGGCAGUGACACACAAGAGAGAAGCUGUCAAGCUGCCCUGACUGACACCCCCUCUGAGAAGUCUUCUCUCUUCUUCUCUCUCUCACUGUAACUUCCUCACAAAAAAUUAUAAAAGAAAACUUUCUUUUAUUCUCUUGUUUUUGCUGUUGUUCCUGAUCUCUUCUUCUUAAAAUCAACAUCAUUUUUUUUUUAAAUAAGUCCGUUUCUUUUCUUUCUUUCCUCUUUGUAAAGUUGGUCUGUGUUAGAAAACAACAGAACCCCGCAUCUCUUAUAAUCUUGCUCUCUUCUCAGAUCCAACCCUUUUCUCUAUCUCUCCAACUGUUUGGUGAAGCUUGGUGUUGAUGGAUUGGAGCUUCAAUAUGAAUCAAAUUUGGUACUGCGAAUGCUUUGCUGGGACUUGGGUUUAUAUCUCUAGGUUUAGACUGGUAUGAUUCAAAAAAUUAGCUAGGGACCCCCUCAGUCUUGUGAGAAGUUAGGAGCUUUUAAUUAGCUUUUGUGAUUGUUUUGAUUAAAGAAGGAAACAGUCGCUGUUCUUGUACAUAUUAGAGCUUCUUGGCUUUUUUAUGGCUAAUUUCAAUCAACACUGAAGUAUAAAAUUCGCGGUGAUUGACACAAAUGGGUGGGCUUUGCUCGAGGAGAUCCACUGUAGAUAAUGCUCCCGGUGGAGGCUUUCCACAUGUUAAUGGCCAUUUUGGUCGAAGGUCUGGAUUGGUUUUUCAGACCCGUGAACUACCCGCGAAGAUAAACACCAAUUCAACUCCCCCUCCCGCCGAGGAUAAUGCAGAUAAUGCAGACAAGGAGUCAAGCGAACCCUUUUCCUUUCCAGAGAUUAGUACAGUUCCAUAUGAUACGACUUCUGAUGAUAUUAAUGAUGGAAUUCCUCAUUUGACAAGGGCACUAUCAAAUAAAUGUAGAUCAGCCAAGUCUAAGCAGGCUGCUGUUGCAAAGGUUUCUGAGGUCAGCUCUCGUUUAGGCAGAGCUGGUACUGCUGGGCUUGGAAAGGCUGUGGAAGUGUUGGACACCCUUGGUAGUAGCAUGACGAAUUUGAAUCUCGGCAGUGGGUUUACCUCAGGGGUAACGACAAAAGGGAAUAAAAUAUCAAUUCUAGCUUUUGAAGUUGCAAAUACAAUUGUUAAAGGUGCCAAUCUGAUGCAAUCGCUUUCAAUGGAGAAUAUUAAACAUUUAAAAGAGGUGGUCCUUCUGUCAGAAGGAGUGCAAAAUUUAAUCUCAAGAGAUAUGGAUGAACUCCUGAGAAUUGCAGCUGCUGAUAAGAGGGAAGAGUUAAAAGUUUUUUCUGGAGAGGUGGUACGUUUUGGCAAUCAUUGUAAAGAUCCUCAGUGGCACAAUUUAGAUCGUUAUUUUGAGAAGUUGGGUUCAGAACUGACACCUGAAAAACAGUUGAAGGAAGAAGCAGAGGCAAUAAUGCAACAGUUGAUGACUUUUGUUCAGUAUACAGCUGAAUUAUAUCAUGAGUUGCAUGCCUUGGACAGAUUUGAACAAGAUUAUCGACGUAAGCUUCAGGAAGAGGAUAACUCAAAUGCUGCUCAAAGAGGAGACAGCCUUGCAAUAUUGAGAGCAGAGUUAAAGAGUCAAAAGAAGCAUGUGAGAAGUCUGAAGAAAAAAUCUCUUUGGUCUAAAAUUUUGGAAGAGGUCAUGGAGAAGCUUGUAGACAUUGUUCAUUUCUUGCACUUGGAGAUUCAUGAAGCCUUUGGCAGUGCUGAUGGUGAUAAACCCGUUAAAAGUUCUGUCAGCGGUCAUAAAAAGUUGGGGUCUGCUGGUCUUGCGUUGCAUUAUGCAAAUAUCAUUUCUCAAAUUGAUACUCUUGUAAGUUUAUGAUUUUCUGCCAAAGUGGAUUUUUUAACCUCUUUUCUUUAUCUGCUUUUCUUUGUGGUGGUAUAUUUCUGGAAUACAAUUAGAACAGAUGACAGAAUUCAUCUCUUGGUAGUCCAUUUGAGUUGAUAGAUCAUCUUAGAGAUUAAGGAUGGUGGAUAUUUUGUUGUACAAUCUUGAUAAUACACCACAAGCAUUCAUACUUUUUCUGUUAUCCUUUUAAACUUAUCAUAAUUGAGGGGUGACUGGAAAUUUAGAAGAAAGUUUCAAAGAAAAAAAAAAAGAAGAAAAAUAAUAGUAUUGUGAUUCAUGGAAUGAAUAAAAUUAAGGAAAUAACCCCAAAUGAUAUAAUGCUUUGGAGGAACUGGAGAAGAGUCAGCUGCAGACCUAAUUAAUUCAUUCACGAAACUUGAUAAAAGCUUUGUAAGUGUUUUAGUGGUCUUAUCCUACCUUGAUUUAGAGCUUUUCGGGGGCCUUACGUUCGGAUUGCGCAUAUAGCCAAUUUGCAGGGGCAGAGUGUCCCUUCGAUAUUGGGGGGCAAAAUUUUUAAAAUUUUUUAUAUAUUAUAUAUCUUUUUCAGUGACAACUUAAAAAUAGUUUUUUAUUGAAUAAUUAAUAUAAAUAAAAAAUAAUAAAAUGACCUUACCAGGUGUAUUCAAUUUUACUCAAACUCUUAAAUUUUUCCCUAACUCUUUAAAUAUCUCCACACCGCUUUUUCUUUCUUUCUAUUCACUCUCUUCUUUUUUGUCCUUUCAAUGUGAAAUUACAAGGAAGUAAAGUUUUUUUUCCAAUUUUUUUUAUAU
Molecule: messenger RNA, 2677 nt
Organism: Theobroma umbraticum
Lineage: Eukaryota; Viridiplantae; Streptophyta; Magnoliopsida; Malvales; Malvaceae
Product: Ikzf5 (DUF668)
Biological process (GO): positive regulation of growth
Source: RefSeq, a predicted model, not a curated record